AUGGCCCGAAGUCGUUGUCUACCCGGAGAAUACCGAGCAACUCAGCAUGCGAUGCAGCUUUAUUCGAAUCGAUACGAGCUACAAGGAGAUGAAGAAUUCACCAUCAUGAGCGGUGGGCAUGAAGAUUUUGGCGGCGCUCAAUACCGCAGCAUCGCCAUGCACCUCCAGAAGGUUGGCUCAACCAAGUUCAGCAGUUCGAAGCACAGCAGCAGUGCAAUGGACCCUGCCGGCUGGGUGAUUCUCAAAGUUCUAGGAGGCGCUGAAGCUGGUGAUGUUUACAACGCGCUUGAGAGGAUGGGGUGGGCAUUUCUCGGCCCUUGCGUUGCGUCGAUAGGGCUGGAUGGCUUCUUCUCCAGGGAGUAA
Penicillium waksmanii is the source of this 363-nucleotide messenger RNA. Its product is annotated as FAD-binding domain containing protein. NCBI's taxonomy places the organism in Eukaryota, Fungi, Ascomycota, Eurotiomycetes, Eurotiales, Aspergillaceae. The transcript has a single exon. The record is from RefSeq and is a predicted model, not a curated record. The coding region runs from base 1 to 363 and encodes 120 amino acids.